GUAUAAUGGCCGUUAAAAUUGUGAAAAAGAAUAAUCGCGCGUGGCGAGCCUCGGAAUCGAAGAUGUCAUCUGGAAUGGUUCACGGAUUAAUUACCGAUAAUGUUCUAGUGCCUAUAACAAAGACCAUUUUCACGAAGAAAAGUAAAACUGCUCGUUCUAAUCUCUCUGAUCGAAGAACCGAACUUGUUAAACCUCUCAAAUGCAGUGACCAUAUAACAAUGCCGCUAUUGAAACCACCCUCUCAUCUUUCAGUAAAAAGAUUUACGAGCACGCUGCUGCACUCUAAACAGAAUCAUACAUUGAAUGACUGCGAGAAGAUCUCAAAGAAGCAAGGUUAUGUAAUGAACAAAAGUUCGACUUUCCCUGUUUUUGGUAAUUUUAAAAAAUCUUCGCUGAAAUCGCUAGACAAGAAAAAUACUGUAUUAACGUUUCCCUCCCCAAUGUCCGAUUUAUCGAACAAUUCGUUUGCGAAGCACAAUUGUGUUUCAACGGAUAAACGUCCAAUUAAAUUCAGAAAAAGAUGUAGAAACCGGAUUGGUAAAGAGGCAACGAGAAGAAUAAAUCAUUCUUUAUCAGACGUUUCGAACGAAGGCAAAAUUUAUGAGAGCUUGAUCAAUAACGAUGCGUUUCAAUUGUCAAAUGAUUUGCCAGAGAUUGAUUGGUACUCGACGGAUACGUUACAAAGGAUAUUCGACAAAGAGAUACAACUGUUAGAGAGUAAUAUUUCAAAUAUACCGAUUACAGUAACCGUCGCAACGACGUCAACAACUAUGAUGACGACGGCAAUAAAAACUGACAUGUAUCCUUGUAAACAACUGAUUAACACGUAUCGUGACUAUAAGUUAACAAAUACUGAUGUUAUCGCGAAGAAAGCAUUAUCGAAUAAUAUCAUUAACCAUAACAGUGAAGAAUUAAAAUUUCCUAUUGAAUCAAAUGCUUCUAAACAAGUUCAAUUUACCGGAUUCGAUCUGUCGGCAUCGAAUAAGUUUCUAGAGACGAACGAAACAGCAACUGUGUUGAAAAAUAAGUGUAACGAAAUUUGGUCUACGCGUGAUUUUCAAUAUACUGGGAAAAAUACAGAUUGUUUGCAUCUGUCCUACCUCACGGAGAAUUUGUGUAGGAAGAAUGAGUAUCCUUGUAGAAUAAAGUAUUCGUGGCAAGUGCUCGGUAGAAGUUCGCAAACAUCGCGAACACUUUUAGAAAAUUUAACAAAAGAGAACGGUCUUGACGAUGAAUCGAUCCACGAAUGUUGCAUUAAAUAUUCUUGGCAAAUUAUUGGCAGUGCCACGCAGACUUCCAAGACAGACUUUGAAGCUUCGAAAUGUCAAUUGUCACUUUUGUCUCCAAAGAAAAACGUAAUCCGUAACGAUAAUAGAACGAAUAACGCGUCACCAAUUACAAUUCAUCGAAACGGUAAAAGAUUCUUUGUAUUAAAUAACCAAUGUACACAAACGUUCUCUCACAAGGAAAAUCAAACUAAUUUCAUUGAAAUCCACGCGAAACGUAAUUAA
Messenger RNA from Colletes gigas, 1511 nucleotides. RefSeq lists its product as uncharacterized. The record is from RefSeq and is a predicted model, not a curated record. NCBI's taxonomy places the organism in Eukaryota, Metazoa, Arthropoda, Insecta, Hymenoptera, Colletidae. The coding region runs from base 6 to 1511 and encodes 501 amino acids. The transcript has 2 exons.